Molecule: messenger RNA, 4360 nt
Organism: Athene cunicularia (burrowing owl)
Lineage: Eukaryota; Metazoa; Chordata; Aves; Strigiformes; Strigidae
Gene: CCDC83
Product: coiled-coil domain containing 83
Exons: 12
Coding region: 547-1797 (416 amino acids)
Source: RefSeq, a predicted model, not a curated record
ACAGUCAUGUGUUUAGGGUUUUUUAAAGUUUCAUGAAAAAUAUUGUAUGAGCUGCUAUCUGCAAGGUUUGUGUGAAUAUUAAGGACUUAAUAUGGCUUUAGACUCAAGUGGAUGCUCAGGUGCAAAGGGUUUUUUUUCUUGGAUGGUAAAUGACAGUAAGGUUUACUGCAGUCAUGCAGAUACUGUGACACAGGCAUGGCUGGCUGUAUUGAAGUUCCACAGUAGAAAUAUUUUACUGAUGUGUAGCAACCAUUAAAACUUUGAUCUGUGAGUCAGAAUUUUCCAGGUUUCCGUGAAUGGAAUUAGCUUUAUCUGCUCAAUCAAGUGGUGCAAAUAUGGUGAUUGACAGCUCUAGGCCAUUGUCCUUAUGAGUGAACUUUUCUUCAGCAGCGGGACAGACAAAAUCUUCACAAGCAGGUUUCCAGUGCUCUGAGAGUAAAAUUCCUCUGGAUAAAACGUUAUGAAAAAGAUAUUACAAGGUCUAAGGACUUGCAUGGGGACAUAAGACUCCAAGAUCUAACUUCUAGCACAAGUACCACAAAAAGCAUGGAAGAGAAGAAGAAAGAGAAGAAAGCAGAAGAGCAACUUACAGAACCUGAAUCAGCUUUCCCAGAAGCCUUACUAGAAUUUCAAAUUGAGACAAAAGAAGCAGCAAUUGACCGUGCUUUGUUUGAUCUGAAACAAGUGGAAAAAAAGAACAAAGAAUAUCAUCAAAGAAAUGACCGUCUGAAGGAAGAACAGCAGGAACACAUCAGGCGCAUACUCAGGCAAAUGAAAGAAGAGGAGAAAGAACAAGAUGAAAAGCAGGUUGUGACUAGGGAUGAUGUGGAAGAGUCACUGAAAGCAAAAUGGCAGUAUGUUAAGGACCAAGAACAGCUUCUGAAAGAUCUGCACUCCCAAAUUGAAGAAGCUGGCCAAAGACUUUCAGAAAAGCAGAGUGAGAGGGAUUAUUGGUUGGAGUACAAAAAUGUAGGAAGUAAAGCACAGGCCAACAGGAUUAUGAAUCUGGAAAAAGUCAUUAAGGAAAUAGAAUAUGACCUUCACAGUACUGCAGAAUAUCAUAGAAAUGCUUUAAAAGCAGUGAAAGAAGAAAAUGACAAACUGCUUGAAGGGCACAUGAAGCUAAUUAAGGAACAGGCCUGUGAGAAUGCUGUAAGAUACUUAGACAAACACAGUUGCAGAGAAAUUGAAGAGAAUGAAUGGCUAAAAGAAGAGAUUAAGAGGUACCAAAAGGAAGUAAGUGAUUUGAAAGCCUCUAUUCAGCUCCUGGAAGAAGAAAAUAUUGCUUUAGUGACAAACAUAAUUGAUGCCAGACUUCAGAAUCUGAGGGUAUGCAGGCAUUUGUUUCUUACUCAGGCAGCUGGUUCACAAGAUGAAUUUCAUAAGGAUGAAAUGAAUGAAGCAGAGUAUAGAGAGUAUGCAGCAAAAGCAGAUGGAGAUGAAAGCCUCAGAAGUGCCACAGUCCCCUGUCAGAAAAAUAAGGACUUUGCAAAGAGUCAGUCUAAAACAGAGAAUGAGAAGCCUAAAGACAGUGAUGAGGAGCUGUGGGGAAAGUCUUUCACUCCAACUAUUGACAGCUUGUUGUAUGAAGACAAAAAUGUUUUCCAGGACUACUUAAAGCUGGUCCCUCUGGAGACAAAUCUAAUGUGUGUCGUUGGAAGAGCCAUGCCUAUUCACAAAGAACCAGAAGAAAUGCCAGGCAGGAGCCACACAGAAGAUGGCGUUACUGGUAAAUCAGACAGGCACAUCACAGCUCAGAUGAUCAAGGCCUUAUCUAAAGACCAGCUGGCCAAAUAAAUUGCAUGACCCUGUAUCUUUGUUUCUUGGCUAGUCUCCAUGAACACCUUUCUUAGUGCAUUGGUCCAGUGGGUCUCUCCGCACCCUCGUUGCACAUCCUGGACACCCCCCCACGAGAACACAACGCAGUUACCUCCCACAGGCACAGGAGGCUUCUGACCUAUCCAUUGCCUAUUUAGAAACUUGUAAAAGCAUCGAAUAAUCUGAUGUAAACCCUUCAGCUGCUUGAUAUAAAGCUUUUAAAAAACCUUAAAACAUUCUACACAACCUACAUCUGUGCAGUGGGUCUCACUUUAUCCUGUACUUCUGUGCAAACGUUUUUCAUUUUCGAGCGAGCUCUGAUGUUCCUACCCAGCAGGUGUCUUCUUGAGUUGCAGGGGAGUCCAAGGCUGGGCUCCACUGCCUGCAGCUCAGAAACGGGGCUCACAAGCGACCUGGAGAGGUAGGAGCCUUCACCUCAGACCAAAUCUCACUUGUGUUGCCAUGUGGUAAACAGCCAGAUGAGCUGGGACGUGCUCUUGCUGUAACCCAGCUGAGUUCCCACAAGGCUGAGGUCUCCCCUGGAGAGCGGGGAUGGGAAUUUGCGAGGUGCUAACUCAGUGCAGCAGCAGCAGCAGCCUCCCCUCGGCUAGGCCGCUCGCUUUGAGUGAAGUGCAAGCCCCAUGAAAUGGCUUACUUGAAAGAGAGAUUAGUUCUGCUUGGUGAUUAGUUUAGCUUUUCACUCAGUCACAGAAUUAGAAUAUGGCUUAUGCUGAACAGCUUUUCAGUUAAAGAAAAGCCUCUCCUCCUUCCCACCACCCCCCAGAGGGCAUUUCCAGUUCCUAGUGAGGUAAAUGUAGGGCCCAUCUCUAGGCUUCUCCUUGCUUAUGCCCAUAAUGCAUCCACCACGUGUAGGACAUAUGGCAGGACAACACAAACACGUACCUUAGAAAAAAAGAAACUUCGCCUCUUCAAGUCACUGUUUAGCCUUUUACUGUAAAUGCCUGUGUGGGUGAGAGGGAGUUAAAAAGAAAUCUGAAACAUGCUAAUUAGGGUGCAAGCCACAGGCAGCCUGCACAAGCCAGGAGCAACAGCCUGUAGCAAAACAUAUUUAGUGAAGUGUCCAAAAUCCCCUUGAUUUCUAUAGGAUUAGCAUUAAGGCCAGUGUGAGGCUUUUAUGCAGAGAAAGCUAGGUCUUCAGCAAAUGAGGCAUCUGGGUUUGAUAAUUUUGCUUCUGGCAAAAUCUCUCAGCAAUGAACAACAUGUUGUAAAACAGAGGGUUGAUCCAUCCACUUUCUGGCAGCACGGCUAAUGCUUCCAACUCAAACAAUGGGAGCCAGGGUUCACUACUCCAGUUAGGAUAAAACUUAAAUUCCCAGCAUUAUCAAAUACCUUUUCUUUACCAUGUUUUUGUCGUGCAAGACAACUACAGGACACUAGGUUACAUGAUGUAGGAAAGCAUCUGUGUGUCCCCACAACUAUAAUCCAAGCAAAGCCUUGGUUGAGCUGGAGUUAUGUAUUUAACUGGCACACAACUCAAAAGAAACUUGCAGUUCCAACAGGAAAAAAAAAAACCUCACAAGUGUUCACUGAAAAUUCAAAGUUUAAGAAAUAUGAUCGUUACCCAAGUUGCAAGUAAGUGGGCGGUAAUAAAAGCUAUUUUAAUAGAACUGAAGUCCAUUUGCUGGAACCGAGAAACAUCAAUCCGUCAAAUGCCUAAAAAGCACAAUGGCGUGGGGUGUCCUGCUAGCCUGGAUCCACUCAAGUGAUUAAAGGAGCUGCUUACCUCAGCACACUGCUGGUUUGAACCCUCUCUGAGCUAUUUCCCUCUAGAGUCAAGCAAUUGGAUUAUAUUGCUUUAUAGUCUGGCUGUGCAAGUCUGAUCGCUCCCCAGCCUGAGCUGCGGGGAAUGUAGGUUACUUAAAAACCAGACCCAAAGUUGAGAGGUUUGCAGCCCUCGAUGCAGCUGGGUUAUAUAACAAGGCAAUCUUUCCACAGGUUCAGACCUGUGUGUUUUGGGAAAUGAGGGUAGGAGACUUGUUCUGCAGCAUUUGUUCUUGUUUGGCUGCUUUCUGAGAGAGAAGUUAUUAAACACUCUGCUUCUGUGGGCUAGGAGGAGUUUGCCAGAAUAAGGUCAAGGCAGAAGCUAAUGGACUGAAAAGUUACACUACAGUGACAAGCAAGGAACAGAGAAUCUUAUGGUAUUAGCGUCUUAAGCCACUGAUGUUUUGCAGCUGGAUUUUCCUCUGAAAAAGACUUUCCCUUGAAUUUUGAGUCCACUGUAGAAAUAAGGAUGUUUCUCUGUAACACGACGCUUCAGAGCUCAUGUUCUGCAGACUACCACAAACACCGUGUUGCUCUAGGACAGGACAGGGUAAGGAGAUGCCAACAACCGUUGCUGUCUGUGGCCCAUCAAACAUCUCCACUGAGCCAUGGAAAACUGGGAUUGGACACGGUGCUGGAUCUUUCCCUCACUUUUAGCGAUUGAAGUGCAGCAAGAGGCUGAAAUUGUAUCAAAUAAUGCUUUUCUAGAAAAAUAGUACUUGGGCAAUGGCUGUAGCUCGCAUGGGGAAGCUCAGCAGUU